AUGGCACUCUCUGACGUUCAUGUGUUGGUGGGUGUGACUGGGUCAGUUGCAGCGAUUCGUGCUCCUCACCUGGUGUCGGCGUUGCGAGAACUUGGGGCUGAGGUGCGAGUUAUUGUUAGUGAAGCGGCGAGAGUGUUUCUAGAGAAGGAACGCAAGCUCGAAGGCCGCGUGUAUUCUGAUGAUGAUGAAUGGAAAAACUGGGGCAAACUGGGUGACCCAGUGCUGCACAUCGAGCUACGAAGGUGGGCGGAUUUAUUAAUCAUCGCGCCGUUGUCUGCAAAUACUCUUGCGAAGCUGGCUGGUGGCUUGUGUGACAAUCUAUUGACUUGCGUGUCCCGUGCUUGGAGAAUUGGGGAGGGAGGCGCAGGGCCUAUGAUCGUGGCGCCGGCCAUGAACUCUGAAAUGUGGUUGCAUCCCGUCACCGCGGUCCAGAUAAGAAAAGUAACAGAAUGGGGCGUCACUGUGAUACCACCCGUGGAGAAAAAGCUUGCCUGUGGAGAUAUUGGUGUCGGGGGGAUGGAGGCUCCUGAGCUCAUUGCGGAUGUAGUUGUUCGGAUCGCUAGAGACAUAAAAAAAUAA
Messenger RNA from Chondrus crispus (carragheen), 579 nucleotides. RefSeq lists its product as hypothetical. The transcript has a single exon. Gene Ontology annotation, molecular function: FMN binding; phosphopantothenoylcysteine decarboxylase activity. NCBI's taxonomy places the organism in Eukaryota, Rhodophyta, Florideophyceae, Gigartinales, Gigartinaceae. Gene Ontology annotation, biological process: coenzyme A biosynthetic process. The record is from RefSeq and is a predicted model, not a curated record. Gene Ontology annotation, cellular component: phosphopantothenoylcysteine decarboxylase complex. Bases 1 to 579 code for a protein of 192 amino acids.